Molecule: messenger RNA, 519 nt
Organism: Closterium sp. NIES-67
Lineage: Eukaryota; Viridiplantae; Streptophyta; Zygnematophyceae; Desmidiales; Closteriaceae
Source: the annotation of a GenBank genome assembly
CAAAGGUGGCUGAUGAUAUGUGGGUGCCGCUGGAGAGGUGGCUUGGAAAGAAGCCUCCAGUGGACAUGCUUCGAGUGUUCGGAUGCAUGGCAGUGUCGCAUGUCCCUAAACCGUACAGGACAAAGCUUGGAGCAUCUGCACUGUGGUGUGUGCACCUUGGGCUUGCGGCAGAGAGCAAGGGGUGGCUACUCUGGGAGCCCUCGAAGAAUGUGCUGUUUGACAGUCGGGAUGUCAAAUUUGUGGAGAACAUCAUGUAUGGCAAGUGGGAGAAGCAGCCGGAGGCAAGGGUCACCCAGCAGCUGGAAGAGAUCACUAUGCACUUCGAUGUGUCCGAACCUGAGGACAGCGAAGUCACUGCGCCAACGGCAAGCGGGACAGUACAUCAUCACCUUGGCUGAGAAGUACGCUCUGCAGGAAGAACGGGAAGUGGUCACACCUUUGCCUUCCGAGUUCAAACUCAUAAAGGCAGCUGAAGGAGAAGGAGUUGAGAGUGAAGACCAGAGGCAAUUCCAAUCCAUG